Molecule: messenger RNA, 819 nt
Organism: Musca vetustissima
Lineage: Eukaryota; Metazoa; Arthropoda; Insecta; Diptera; Muscidae
Product: TIP41-like protein
Exons: 4
Coding region: 1-819 (272 amino acids)
Biological process (GO): TOR signaling
Cellular component (GO): cytosol
Source: RefSeq, a predicted model, not a curated record
AUGGAGGUAGUGUUGCAUAUUGGAAUAAUAUUAAGAGUCUUAAGGAAUUAUUUUCUUAAUUUGCAGGAUGAACUUAUCCCUCGUUUGCCUGUUGAUCAGGAAAGCAUUGAUUUUGAAGAAUGGCACAUCGAAUAUUUCAAAUCACAUAUUUUAAAAAGUAUUUGCUCCAAAGGACAGGAUGCACAUUGCAACAAAGAUGAUGGAGAUGAGUGCUGCGAAUUGUGCACAUAUCGAAAUGCUCUAGAACUCCCACAUCUCCCUGAUAUGGUAUUUCAUAAAAACAAACUUGUCUUGAAACACCGGGACGGGGCUGUCCUCGAGUUCCUUCCAAUGGAAUCGUUGCGUCUUGUAGAAAAUGGAAAACAACCUUUACAAGUUGCAUGUGCACAAGAGUGGAAAGAGAGCCGGCCUGAGAGUUUAAUGGAGGAAAAAUUUAAACCCUUUGAUUGGACGUUUACAACCGAUUACCAAGGAACGCCAAAUGAAAAAUUUAACGUGGAAAGAACGGAGCAGCAGCUCAAUAAAUUUAAGCUAAUGCAAAGGGAAAAAAUUCUUUUCUAUCAUGAUUUGACACUCUUCGAAGACGAGCUGCAUGACAAUGGAAUAUCGUCUUGUUCCGUGAAAAUUCGAGUAAUGCCUUCCGGAUUUUUCAUACUUUUGAGACAUUUUUUGCGUGUUGAUAACGUCCUCUUGAAAAUACACGACACACGUUUUCACUUUGAAGUUGGGAACAAUUAUAUCUUCAAAGAAUUUACCAUGCGUGGGGCUUCUUAUGAGGAAAUGAAAAACUUAUUCAAUGUAGGCUAUAGCAACUCAUAA